Messenger RNA from Melanaphis sacchari, 2254 nucleotides. RefSeq lists its product as uncharacterized. The record is from RefSeq and is a predicted model, not a curated record. The transcript is spliced from 4 exons. The coding region runs from base 81 to 1130 and encodes 349 amino acids. NCBI's taxonomy places the organism in Eukaryota, Metazoa, Arthropoda, Insecta, Hemiptera, Aphididae.
AGCGCGUCGUCAAUCGUAUAACAUUACUAAUAUAACAUACUCUCAUUUUUUAUUAUUAUCAUUAAUCAACAACCACGACGAUGAUGAGCUCUUCGAUGACUGGUCCUAGUGGCGGCAGUGGUGGUGGCUUGCAGAAAUCAUCGUCCGGAGGUCCUCUGUCGACACAGUCAGCGGUUGAAAAGUCGAUGGUGGUGUCGUCUGGCUAUGGCACGUACAACAGACGUGGCACGAUGGAUCGUCGUCGUCGGACCGACUAUCGUGAUGGCAGGGAUGGAGACCAUCACGAUGACGACGACGACCGAGAUGACGACGAUGACCGUCUGUCCGAGUUAUCCGACUCGGGACACUUUCUCGCUAAAGGUGCGUUUCUCAUCACGCCCAGCAACGAGCUAAACCUGGAGAAAGCGACAGCCAUUUGCGAGAAGAUGAACUAUAGAGGACCGUACUCAGUUACCAAGACGGCCACGGGCAUACUGUUUAAGUUUGCUGAACAAGACGACUAUCACGUGACUUUCCGCAAGGGAUUUCACAAGGUGACUAACUCGAGGUUCUACAAGAAGAUUCCUAUACCAUGCAGACCACAAAAAACAUUUUCGGUUUUGGUGUAUGAGAUCCCUGAAGACAUUCCUGAUGAAGACAUUCGGCAUUCAUUGUAUAAAUUUCAAACUGUCGUCGAAGUUGUUAGACUUUAUCAUGCGGGGUACCGUCAUGCGCCCUUGACCGUGGCGGACGGAAAGAACUCGGCUACGUCGCAGACAGCUGUUGAACAGCAACAGCAACAGCUCCUGCAAGCCGGACCGGCGUCGUCACUGGCGGCGGCGGGCGGGUCUGCGUCUGCGAACACACAACAACACCACCCCUCGCCGCCCGUGGUGCGCGUCACACUGGCGUCCGUCGAGGAGUGCAACGUGCUGCUGCAUAACGGUUUGGACUUUUACGGGGCCACUUUCUUCCCGGUCGAGGCCGCCUCCCCCGUUAUACCGAAAAAGAAAUCGUUGCCGCCAAACAGCCGUCUGAUGGAUUUGGUGACGACCAGUGGUCAUCGUAUUCGCGAUCUGUUGCCCGUCUUCGACUCUGCAGGAUUUACGAAAAUUCCGCCACCAGCCAGCAAAGUGGUUAAGCCGCACUAGUCGAUGACGACGAUUUUCUAGUCUAGUCGACUAUACGGUUUAAAUAUACGCGCUUGAGAAUAUUCAUACAAAAAAUAUUUUUAUAUAUAUUAUACUCUCGUAUAUGAUUUUUAUUUUCAUUUCAAUUUUAACAAACAUAAAAAUUCCAACUUCGCAUCAAUUUACUGCAAAACCAUUAGGUACAAUAUUAAACCGCAUUUUCUAAUAACACGCAACGUUUAGUAUAUCAUAAUGCAUAAUAUUAUUAUCGUAGUAUAACGUUAGACGAUUAUAUUAUAAACAUUCUUAUUUUUAUUUUUUUUUUCGUGUACUAUUAUUACUAUCAUAUUUUAAUCCAAUAAAAGGUUCAUUCGAAACGACAUAGCGUUUUAUUUUAUAUAAAUUAUAUACAAGCACCUACUGCAUGUACACGUAGAAACCUCCUACAUUAUCAUAAUAUAUUUCUGUAUAUUACAGUCGUUCCGCGGUCCCGCGCCAAGAACUCCGGCAAAGUUUUCUGCAAAUUCGUAAAGUUUUCGUGCGGAACAGCCGCCACCGUGGGUAUAAAUACGGGUCGUCUCGCGUUAAUCGUCAAUUCAAGACGUAAUACUUUAUUUAUAAAAUACAUUAUUACGAGUGCGUGUGCAUGUCUCGAGACAAAUCUGCCGCCACUGCUGUCAGAGGUGGUGCAGAUGUAGUCAUGUGCCAAUUGUUCAUUUUGCAUUUAGUUUUACGUCGCUUCCUCUCGCGGCACUCUCUCUCAUUCUCUCUCUCUCUCUCUUUAUUCGCUCUAAGACUACUCACCGCUCCCGAACUGGCUCAUACCAUACUCAUUCCCCUAGCUGAAUAUUAUAUUUCCACCAUUUAACCGCGAAAUCACACUUAAGUAUUAGUUAAGAGUAUGCGCUCCUUCGCGCUACGACAUAAUAAUACGUGAAUCAGCACUGUAUAAUAUUAUAUUAUGCUGUCGAUAUAUAAUAUAUAUUUUAAAAGCACAAACAAAAUAAUAUGUAAAAUAUUAUGAUGCUAAGUGGUUGGUUGUCACGAAAGCGGGGUUGAUGAGUUACACUCGUGUCCGUGCUGCAGGGUGAUUCACGGGAACACACUACAGUUUUAUCAAUUUUGUAGUUUUGUAUACAGUAUAA